Molecule: messenger RNA, 702 nt
Organism: Glycine soja
Lineage: Eukaryota; Viridiplantae; Streptophyta; Magnoliopsida; Fabales; Fabaceae
Product: 40S ribosomal protein S17-4-like
Exons: 1
Coding region: 91-498 (135 amino acids)
Biological process (GO): translation
Cellular component (GO): ribosome
Molecular function (GO): structural constituent of ribosome
Source: RefSeq, a predicted model, not a curated record
CUAGUUUAGAACAUUCUGCGCAGGUAGAGAGAGCGAGAGAACAAGAACAUAAGGGAACCACAGCGGCGGUAACAGAAGAACAAGCAGAGAAUGGGUCGAGUGAGAACGAAGACGGUGAAGAAAUCCUCUCGGCAGGUGAUAGAGCGUCACUACUCGCGCAUGACCCUGGACUUCCACACGAACAAGAAGCUUCUGGAGGAAGUGGCGAUAAUCCCGUCGAAGAGGCUAAGGAACAAGAUCGCGGGGUUCUCGACGCACCUGAUGAAGCGCAUCCAGAAGGGCCCUGUGCGCGGCAUCUCCCUCAAGCUCCAGGAGGAGGAGCGCGAGCGCCGCAUGGACUUCGUCCCCGACGUCUCCGCCAUCAACACCGACCACAUCGAGGUCGACAAGGAAACCCUCGACAUGCUCCACUCCCUCGGUAUCAACGACAUCCCCGGCAUCACCCAGGUUGAUCCUGUCCCUGUUCAGCAGAACUUCCCCUUCACCAGGAGGUACUGAUGAUGAUGGAGGCUCUUCUGCUUUGAGAAAUAAGACUUUGUUUUAUGCUUCUCGUUUCGUGUUUUCGUGGUUUUUAUUUUAUUUCUCAAGCCUUUUAAUUUUUGUUGUUGUUGCUACUGCUGCUGCUUUAGAUUAGACCGAGUGGAAUUAUUAUUAGGGUUUUUGGAUUAUAAGAAAUGAUAUACCGUUGGAGUCUUUGAUAUA